Bradysia coprophila is the source of this 1553-nucleotide messenger RNA. Its product is annotated as aminoacylase-1-like. Gene Ontology annotation, biological process: amino acid metabolic process. Lineage: Eukaryota; Metazoa; Arthropoda; Insecta; Diptera; Sciaridae. Gene Ontology annotation, cellular component: cytoplasm. The record is from RefSeq and is a predicted model, not a curated record. Gene Ontology annotation, molecular function: aminoacylase activity.
UGUUGAUUACUUUCGUCUACUGUUAAUUGAUCAGAUGGAAGUGAUAUCACACACCGCCGAACAAUUUUCGUCUCUUCUCUUAUUUCAAUUCAGCUUAAACGUUUAUCAGACAGUUGUUCGUGCUAAAAGUGUGUAGACAAUAAUGAUGUUUAAUAAAAAGUGUGGAAUUGGUGCCGUUGUCAUUGUGGCGGUUUGUGUAAUUUUGGGUGUUUUGCUGGGAACACUUUUACCGAGAAGUAAUUCCAGCGAUGAUUCAGAAGAUCUCCCAGAUCUGCCAGUAACAUCACCCUGGUAUGGAAACGAAGAAAUUGAAAUACUUCGUCGAUAUCUGCGAAUCCCAACUGUUCAUCCAAACAUAAACUACGAACCAUGUGUAGCAUUCCUGAGGAAACAAGCUAUAAGUUUGGAUUUGCCAAUGGUAGUUUAUUAUCCAAGGAACCAAUUGAAUCCCGUUGUCGUAAUGACAUGGCAAGGAUCUCAGCCAAACUUACCAUCAAUUAUGUUAAAUUCUCAUACCGACGUCGUACCAGUAUUCGAAGAUUCGUGGGCACAUCCGCCGUUCAAUGCCGAUGUAGAUGAAGAAGGACGUAUUUUUGCGCGUGGCUCGCAGGAUGUAAAAUCACUCGGUAUGAUGUAUUUGGCAGCUAUAAGAGCUUUAAAAAAGGAUGGCAUUCAGCAACUUAAGCGAACGUUUCACAUAACAUUCGUUCCGGAUGAAGAAAUGGGCGGCUUCUAUGGAAUGGAUCCGUUUGUUCUGAGUAGUGAAUUCAGAGAAAUGAAUGUUGGUUACGCAAUGGAUGAAUCAAGAGUCUCUGAAACGAAUGCAAUUUCGGUGACAAAUGAUGAACGAUGUACAUGGAGAAUAGAAUUCAUAUUUCACGGUGUAAGCGGCCACGGUUCGUUAUUGUUCGAAAAUACGACCGGUGAGAAAAUGAACAAAUUGAUAAACAGAAUGAUGGAACGGCGAGAAAUCGAAGUAGCUAAAUUGAAUGCCUCUCAUUUUGAUUAUACGAACGUGACGACGAUCAAUCUAACUGUUAUAAAGGGCGGCGUACAGGCUAAUGUUAUUCCGCCAGAGCUUAGUGUUACAUUCGACGUUCGGCUGGGUGUUAAUGCUGAUCAUGACCAAUUUCAAAGAGAUAUCGAAACCUGGUGCGAAGAGGCUGGUGGAAAUAUUACAAUUAAUUAUGCAAUGAAGGAUCCAAAAGCUCCGACUACAAGAGCUGAUGACUCAAAUCCAGUGUGGACAGCUCUUGUCAAUGCGACAAAGGAAUUUGGCUUGGAAAUUACGCCAUCAGCAACGAUAGGCGCAACCGAUGCGAGAUUUUUACGCAGAUUAAACAUAUCUGCUUUCGGGUUUUCGCCAAUAAUAAAUACGCCAAGAUUGCUACACGACCACAAUGAAUAUGUUGGAGCCAAAGAGUAUCUAUUCGGCAUUGACGUUUACAAGAAAUUUAUUUCGAAUCUGGGUGAAAUUUGAUUUUGUAAUUAAUCCAUUCAAUUGCAGUGUUCUACAUUUUUAAAUAAAAGGUCGAUGCAUCGUACAUCAGAUC